Rhineura floridana is the source of this 1943-nucleotide messenger RNA. RefSeq names its product glutathione peroxidase 7 (gene GPX7). Gene Ontology annotation, molecular function: glutathione peroxidase activity. Lineage: Eukaryota; Metazoa; Chordata; Lepidosauria; Squamata; Rhineuridae. The transcript has 3 exons. The record is from RefSeq and is a predicted model, not a curated record. The coding region runs from base 26 to 658 and encodes 210 amino acids. Gene Ontology annotation, biological process: response to oxidative stress.
CGUCAGCGCGGGACUUCUGUGCAGUAUGUUAGACCCUGAAGGCAGUGUGGAGUACAAAGCGGAUUCUUCCUUCCCUAGAGUUUUUCUUAUUCCCUUAGCCAUGCUGAUCGUCAUAGGAGCAUUGCUCUUCUUAGCAUUUUCUGCCUCCGAACAGAAAGAGGACAAUUUUUACUCCUAUAAAGUGAUCAACAUUAGAGGCAAGCUAGUCUCCCUGGAAAAAUACAGAGGCUCGGUAUCCUUAGUUGUCAAUGUUGCAAGUGAGUGUGGCUACACUGACAGCCACUACAAAGCCCUGCAACAGCUUCAGAGAGAUCUUGGCUCAUAUCAUUUUAAUGUGCUGGCCUUCCCUUGUAAUCAGUUUGGACUGCAAGAACCAAAUACUAACAAAGAAAUCGAGAAUUUUGCCAGGAAAACAUAUGGAGUCUCCUUUCCCAUGUUCAGCAAGAUAGCAGUCAAAGGGACUGGGACAAAUCCAGCCUUUAAAUAUUUAAUUGAAGCCACUGGUGAGGAGCCAACUUGGAACUUCUGGAAAUACCUUAUAGAUCCAAACGGGAAAGUGGUAAAAGCUUGGGACUCUACUGUCACUAUUGAAGAAAUAAAACCUUACAUCACUGAACUUGUGAGGAAUAUCAUCUUGAAGAAAAAGGAUGAACUGUGAUUUUUUACAAGAAAAAUUACAUUAGUUUUUGUACGUCUAAUUAUCAUUUGGAUCAUUAUUUUAGCUCUUCACAUUCCUAAAAAAAAGUGUGUAGUCAAUAGACAUUUGUCAACAUGACUUCUUUUAACAUAAGUUAGUUUCAUCCUCCAAGUAUUAUUUUUUUUAAGUCUUACAUUCAAUCCAUUAUUCUGAGUUAACUAGAAGGAAAUAAUUUUGUUGGGGUUGAGGGGAGGGCAACCAUAUCAAAGGCCUGGGAUUUUUUUAAUUUCCCAUUUCAAGUCACUUAUUGAUUGUGGUGAAAUGAAGAGGCGAUUAGGAUCUCUCUGCAGGCAGAUAACCUCAGCUCAAAUAGAAUCAAAUAGAAUCUGGAUCAAAGUCCCUUCUGUGAAUGGAAAGGCGCCUUUCAACUCAUUAAUCCCAAACUGUUGCAUUCCUGUGUUUUGUCCAUUGUCAUUCAUUUUUCUCGUGUUGAUUUACUGUUAUUUAAAAAGCAAAACAAAUCUUCCCUGCAAUUGCAGUGCAGUGCUUUCAGGUGUGAACUGGCAUGUUAAGGAAGAGGAGUGGUUGAUGAUGUUUUUGGUGACACUGUGUAAUCCUACCUUUCUGGCCCUCUUAAGAUCCAGAGGUAUCCACACUUUAAAGUGGUGAAACUAAUAAGAAACUUCUAACCAUCUCAGUCCUUUGUGUGGAGAAACGUGGAGAAACAGACAAACUUUGCAGAGGAAGGGGAAAAGCCUUCUCAAUGGCACAUCAGCAUUAGAGCACAAUCAUGUAGUAGUAGUAGUAGUAGUAGUAAAUAAUAAUAAUAAUAAUAAUAAUAGAAAAUACCUACAUCCCGCUUAUGCAGCAAGUGUAAACUAGGGUCAUAAGUUUUGCCACAUUUCUCCAGAUUCAACAUGGAAUGGGUAGGUGCCACUAAAAGAACUGCUUUCCCCUCAACAUAGAACUGGGGUAUGUGGCCUCUAGUUGUUGUGGACUACAACUGCCAUCAACCCUCACCAUUUGUCAUGCUGGUUGUGACUGAUAGUUCACAACAGCUAGAGGCCACCAGGUUGGUUUCCCAUGGUACAGAAACUAGAUAAUGCUCAAACAGAGGAUUGGAACUUGCAUAGCAUCAUCAUCAUCAUUGUAAAUAACUUUUUGUUGUUGUCUGGAAGCAUCCAUAUAUUUCCUCCAUAGCAACCACAUUGUUGGAAUUAAGUGACUUGACUCAGAACAGGAGCUAUCUCUGCUUAUAACCACUGGUGAAAGGAGUGGAUAAUUUUUGUUAACUGAACCAGAAUAA